This is a messenger RNA of Schistosoma spindalis, 7905 nucleotides long. The record is from the annotation of a GenBank genome assembly. NCBI's taxonomy places the organism in Eukaryota, Metazoa, Platyhelminthes, Trematoda, Strigeidida, Schistosomatidae.
UCUGGCUGUUAUACAUAAGCCUAUUGUAUAGCCUAGUGAGAGGCAAGCUAAAAUAAUGGCGGGUUUUUAAGCGUCACGUUACAUAGCGCGACCUUGAAAACCCGUGUUGUUGACUUCCAUAUGAUUCUUCAGCAUUAAAGAAAGUAUUGAUAGGGUUCUUCUCACCCUCAAUAUAGCAUAUCUUCAAAUUAGAUGCAGUGCUGCUAAAGACUGAAAGUUUCAGUUAUCUUGCAUCUUGCAACAUAUAUGACUCCAGGAUGUUUAUCAAUAAAGAUAUUCUCUCUAGAUUAUUACUUUUCGUUGCCAAAUGAUUUACUGGAUAUAGGGUAUUCAAAGUUUGCAAGAUGUUACUCACAUCGGAUCCCGAUCAUUCGAGUUUAUGGCACAACACAUACAGGCCAGAAAAUAUGUGCCAACGUACACGGGGUUUUGCCGUACAUUUUCGUUGAGCUGCCAAAUGUGGAGUCAAAUAUUCAUGAGUUCGUCCAGUCGUUUGUUCUCAGCCUUGAAAAAUCCAUUCGUGCAAAGUUUAGCACUCUUAAUGUCAGAGACGUCAUAGUUUUUGACGCUUCGGUGGUAUCUGGUUUUUCGAUAUACGGUUAUCACGAAUCAAAAAAACCUUUCAUCAAGCUUUACCUUGUCGACCCCAGUUUGGUUUCCGUCUGUUCCGAGAUAUUGCUGAGUGGGGUCGUAUUAAAUCGUCCCUUUCAAACUUAUGAAUCACAUAUUCCAUACUUAUUACAGUUUUGUGUGGAUUAUAAUCUGUUUGGUAUGAACCUGCUUUAUGCAGGGUAUUUUAGAUUCCGUACCUCAAAUUCUGUAGGAUUUCCGUCGUUGGUAAGAAGCUCGGAAAAUGCUUGGAAUCCCCAAAAAUUUGGUUCGGAGUAUCUUUUAUCACCAGAAUCUAUUCCAAAAUGUACAAGUAUGGAACUAGAAGUUGAUAUAUCUGCUUGGGACAUACUGAACCGUCGAGAUCUGCAAGAUAAUCUAUCUAUAAAUCCUGGCCUAGAAGCUAUGUGGCAUGAAGAGAAAAUGCGUCGUGCAUCAAAAUGUAACAUUUCAGGUGAAAGACUACCUGAAAUGCCUACUCCUGAUGAAUUAUUACCAAUUAAACAGAGUGGUGUAGUUAAUCUGUCAACAAGUGAAACGCAUUAUCUUACUCAAUGGAAUAAUUUACUUUAUGAUCAACAUACAUCUUUGGAACUUCAACAAGAUAUAAACUGUACAGAUUCAUCUGAUCCGAAUGAGUACAUUUCUAAUUGGCUUGAAUCCAGCCAAACAGAUGAUGAUAAUUUUGAUUAUGAUUAUGACGAUGAUAAUGACGACAAAUUGGGCAAUAUUAACAAUGAAAAUGUUUAUGAUGAAGAUAACAAUACUCAACUAUCCGCUACUGUUCAACAUACUCAAGAAUCAAUUGAUUUAAAGUCUCCCAUUAAUAGUACUCUACAGCAACCGCUAGUUAAAACAAAAUCAGUAAGUAGUUUUACAACGAUAAGUUCAGCCGGUUUAGAAGAUCUUUGUCGUUUAGCUAAUGCAAUCGAAGAAUUUGAUGCAUGGGUACCAACACCUGAACAAUUGGAUCAGUUGCUUAAUAAUGUAGAAUAUCCCACAGAAGUUCAUUCUUCGUUGAAUGCAACAAAUAUUCAGCAUCCUCGAUUAUUGACUAGUGAUGAUGAUGAUGAUGAUGACGAUUGGAUUUGUAGUCCUAUUGAGUUGGCUAAGAACAAAACAUUUGAUAACAAUGUUUUGAACAGUACUUUGACUAGUCGAAAUUCAAUCAUCCACCAGUCUAAUGUCAUUGGUAUAGACAAAGGACAGGAUGAUGACAAAACUUUAAUUUUAAAUGCAGCACAAUGUGCUCUGUCGUUUGUAUGCAGUCAACAAUCGGGGGUAGAUAAACCAACAGUUGGAAGUCUCUGUGCUACAAAAAAUGAGAUAACCGAAGAUGAUGAGUGCAUGUCUCAACCUGUUGGAAGUUAUUUGGAUAGUGAUGAUAUAUUCUACUCUAUAAAUCAUUCUAAUGAAGUGUUUAUCCCAACGCAAGAUUUGGAAUCACUUCAUGAAAUCGAUGAGGAUGAUGAAGAAUCAUGUGAUGCGUUCCAUUUAAAUUCAACUCCUUUACAAAACAAGAAUAUAAAUGAACAAAUUUUCCAUACACAGGAUGAGUGUACAUUGUCUGAUUCUCCUAUAAUUCUUUCACCUUUAUGUCGGUCUGCAGAAAAUUCUCCACCAGAUGUCGCUGGGAAGAUUGUGAAACCUGACUUUCAAGUUGAUAGUGUUUCAGACAUACUUUUUGAUUCUUGGAGUUCUGAAAGUGAUACUUCAAAGUCAGGUAAUUGUAUACCUCAAGUUGAUGGAAACGUGGACACUAAUAGUGAUGGUGAUAAUCAGAGUAGUAGUACAAGUACUUAUUCUUCGAAUACUACUGUACUCAAAGCUAUCGGUGAAAGAAAUCGUCCUAGAAAACGUCGACGUCUUAGUUUACGUUUACCAAGAAAACACAUUCCAACUACUCAAAUUACAAAUACACAAAGUACUUGUACAACAACAUCAAUUAUAUCGUCAUUUAGUUCAUCUAGCCUUCAAUUGAAUGAUAGUGAUACUAGUGUUUCUAGUGUUUCAUUGAACAAAUCAACUUCAAUUGUAAAUAAAAAUCAAUUUAUUUUUGAAGAAAACUUACUAACUGAUCUUAACAACUCAACAACUUGUCAUUCUUCUACUGGAAUAAACUAUUCAGUAUCUAAUAGUAAUAAUCUAUCAAAUCCUGUUGUCCUUCUUGAACGUUUACCGUCACAUUUUGAGGUAACUGAAACAUCUUUUCAACAAUCAGGACGUUUAACACCCCCUGAAGAAUUUUCAGAUCUUGAAAAUACUAUGAUAGCUAAUUCAGAAACACAAACACCAAAAAUGAAUUAUUCAUCAAUUGUUUUGUCUGAACAACUACCUCUAUUUUCUUCAUUUCAUCAUGAUUUUCCAGAUACCCCAUGUUCACCAUAUACUUCCAGUUUAUAUACAGAUAAACUAAGUCUUUGUUCACAAACACAAUUGUCGCCAUUUAGUGAUAUGGAUAAUCGAUCUACAAUUCAAUCAAUAAUGACACCAUCAUCUUCACUUCCUUGUACUCCAUUUUGGCGUCCAGUAUAUCCAGCUCCUAGAUUAGAGGUUGUAACUAAGUGGCUUAAACAAUCAAAAACAUCACAGGAUUUUAAAAAGUCAGAUGUUAUGAAGAAAGAUGCCGUUUGUACAGAUUCACAGUCGGAAAAUAAUAAAGCGAUCAACCUUUCGAAUGACUUAUUUCCACAGUGUACAACUGUUAAUCUAAUAUCAUCAACUAUUAAUGAACAAAGUACCAAUGAUGAUUAUCAAACACUUUUAUAUUCAUCGAAUAAUGAACAAUCUAUUGAUACAACACAACAUUCAUCUGGCAAUUCUGUUAGUGUUUUAUAUCAAGGUGCUAAUCAACGUUGUUUCUCAUCGGUUCAGGUUGAUCAUACAACUGUAGCCAGCUUAGAAUUACAUUGUUCUAGUCGUCUAACAAAAUCACAAACUGUAUCUAAUCAGAAAAAUGUCAAUAUAUUAAUAGAAUCGAAAAUAACCAAAAAAUCAUUAAUAAAAUGUGGUCUAAUACCAGAUCCAGCCUUUGAUCCUAUUCAAGUUGCUUGUCUUAGUUUUCUAUAUCCACAACCAUCAUCUAUAAUAGAAUCUACUGAUAAUCCUCAUCUAACUAAUUUAUUUGUUUUAAUUCAUUCUAAUGAAUUAUCUAAUACAAAUAUUGGAUUAUUUAAUAAAUAUUGUCAUGGAUUAACAAAUUAUGGUUAUAGAAAUAAUAAACAUAAAUUACAACAUGUAAUUCCUUGUAUAAUUUGGUGUUCAACUGAAUGGAAUCUUAUAUCUUGGAUUGUUUAUUUAAUUCAAACAUUUGACCCAGAAAUAUUGAUUGGUUAUGACAUUGAACGUUUUUCAUGGGGUUAUCUUGUUGAACGUGCUAAUCACCUUGGACGACGUACUUUUACUAGAGAAUUAUCGCGUUUAGCAUCAGACAUUAUAAACUGCCCUCAUUGUCGUCAAUGUAUUGCUAAAUGCAUUAAAAUGGUUCAAACACCACCACCAACAUCGUCAUUGUCUACCACUCCUACAAACAGUGGUAUUAAUAGUUGUAUUUUCACUGAAAGAAAUAGUCCUUGGCACUUUAAUACUGAAGAAUUUGUUAAAGAUCUAAAUGACCUAUGUAAUUGUCCAUGCAGUCCGUUGUAUUCCUCAACAACAACAAACAAGCAGUCGGAUCAUGCUAAUACCGCUAAUAUUAAUUAUCGUCGCAUAUGGCCAUGCGAUUCUGCUGCUGGCCGUACUGGAGGUCCAUUCGCUUGUCCCGGUCGUGUUGUUCUAUGUUUUUGGAGGAUUUUAAUGCAUGAAGUCAGCUUAUUUGAGUACAGUGUAGAGACUGUAGUGUAUCAUUUGUUGAAGGAAUUUAUGCCUCGUUAUACAUUUGCACAGUUGAAUGAAUGGUAUAUCAAUGUGAAUGGAGCUAAUCGUUGGCGCACAAUCGACUAUUGGAUACGUCGUUCUAUUGUAAAUCUGAGAUUAUUGAAUACUUUAGAUUUAAUCGGUCGAACAAGUGAAUUUGCUCGUAUAUUUGGUAUUGAAUUCUAUCAUGUUCUAUCUCGUGGUUCUCAGUAUCGAGUUGAAUCUCUACUCUGUCGAAUUGCAAGACAAUCAAAUUUUAUUUUACCUAGUCCAAGUGUUACACAACGUGCUCAUCAACUUGCUCCAGAAGGGAUUCCAUUGAACUUAGAACCAGAAAGUGUCUUUUUCAUUGAUGGUCCUGUGGCUGUUCUUGACUUUCAAUCAUUAUAUCCAUCUGUUAUAAUCGCCUAUAAUUAUUGUUAUUCUACACUGUUGGGACGUCUUUCAUGUCUUCUUGAAGGUGAAGAAGUUUCAUUCAACCUUGGUUGUUUAUCACAUUCACUACCAUCUGGUCUGAUCAAGAGAAUCGGUCGAGAAGUUAAUAUAUCACCAAAUGGAGUUGUAUUUGUGAAAAAAUCAAUAAGGGAAGGAAUUCUACCACGCAUGUUAAAACAGCUGAUAACAACUCGUUUAAUGGUGAAAGAUUCAAUUAAAUUGUAUAAAACAAAUAAGUGUUUAAACAGAUUACUAGAUGCACGACAGCUUGGAUUAAAAUUAAUGGCUAAUGUGAUAUAUGGUUAUACUGCGGCAAGUUUUUCUGGACGUAUGCCGUGUGUAGACCUUGGUGAUAGUAUUGUGCAUAAAGCCAGAGAAAUUUUAGAAAAUGCUAUUGAACUAGUUAACAGUGGCAAGAUUGUAUUACCAGAUAAUUGUAACGGUCUUCCAACACCACUAGUAGUCUACGGUGAUACAGAUAGUUUAUUUAUACACCUUAAAGGUUAUGGUAAAUCAGAAGCAUUCGAUGCUGCAUAUCAAAUUGCCAAGGAAGUAACAUCAAUGAAUCCUGUACCCAUUAAAUUAAAACUUGAAAAGAUUUAUUAUCCAUGUCUAUUAGAGGCAAAAAAACGAUAUGUUGGUUAUGCUUAUGAAACUGUUGAACAAAAUAAACCUAUAUUUGAUGCAAAAGGAAUUGAAACUGUAAGACGUGAUAGUUGUCCAUUUGUAGGAGAAGUUCUUGAAGAAUAUUUUAAACUUCUCUUUAAUCAUUUCACUAUUCCAAAUUGUUUGAAAGAUAUAGAAGGGAAUUUACAUGAAGAUAAAGUUAAUCAACCUUAUAAACAUUUGGAUAAAAUAUUAAAACUUGCUGAAAAUAAUCUAAGAAAUAAAAUUCAACAUUUUGCCUAUCUUCUUAUACAUGGAAGAAUACCAUUUCAUAAAUGUAUUAUUACUAGACCAUAUUGGGGAUUAUCCUCUUAUAAACCGGGAACAUUUGCACCAGCAUUACAAGUUGCCAAACGUCUUCUUUCCAUGGAUCCACGAGGUGAACCAUCACGUGGUGAACGUGUUGUUUAUUAUGUAGCAGCUGGAAGAUCUGAUCAAACUUUAUUAUCAUGUGUUCGAAGUGUACAUGAAAUUUAUCCUUCUUUAUGGAUUACUGGAAAAUCUACUACAUCACGUCGUGUUCUAGGACCACGUUUAAAUUAUGCAUAUUAUUUGGAUAAACAGUUUAUACCUCCAAUUGAAAGAAUGACACAAGUUAUUGGUUGGCGUGUUCGAACUUGGUUAUCAGAACUUCCUCGUUACUUCACUUCUAAACAUCAUCGAUAUAUUUUGACUUCAGAACCGUCUCAUUUUUAUCCUUCAAGAGCUCAACAUCAAUUCAUCAAUCUAGGUUCACCAUCUUCAUCGUUUAUUUUAUCUCCUAAUUCAUCACAACUUGAUUUAAUUUCACAAAAUCAACAUAAACAUAUUUAUCGUCCUUCAUCAUUUAUGCGUGCUUUUGUUGGUCAACCACCACGAAUUUGUCCCAGUUGUGAAAUAUUAAUACCAAAUACUAGUUCUACUGAUCAAUUAGGUCAUUGUAGAACUUGUAUUAAUGGUAAUUCACGAUUAAUGAAUAUUGGAACUAUAAAAUUUGGUUGUAAUGAAAAGUGAUUCAAAUUUAGAAAUACGAGUUAUUCACUUUCGAUUUAAUGACUUGAUGUUAAUGUGAAUGAUAGAACUUACUUAUGUACGCAUGUUACCCCUCGUAGAUCUGUAUUGGCCGCCCACCGGGAUUCUCCACGCAACUCUAUCCUCGACAAUCCUUUCCAAUUCUCCAUGUAUUGUGUUCUUUGAUCUUCCUGUUCUCCGUUUCCCUUCAGGAUUCCAUAUUUAGGUUUGCCUUGUAAUACCGUUUAAUGAUUGCGAACAUUAGAUAAAUAGAAUAUAUUUAUUCAAUUGUAUUAUAUUUAAAGAAAAAAACUUCACUUCUACCUGAAGUUUGUGCUGCUGCUGCUGAUGAUGAUGAUGAUGAUGAUGAUGUCGUUCAGAAGUAUGAUAAAAGCUUCAUAACUAAACCAUCCAGCUCAAAGAACAAAACUUCAUCUAAAUCACAGAUAUACAUAUACAUAUAUAUAUAUAUAUAUAUACAUAGCUUUUGAAUGUUUCAAUAUAAAAAGUAACCGUUUAAUUUCUAUCCAUUCAUUCAUUUCUCUUUCUAUCUCAUUAUAGAUUCAUCAUGUACAAUCACAAUUGAAUCGUUUAGAGACAAUAUGUUCAUAUUGUAUAAUUCAUCGUGGUAUUACAUGUGAUACUAUAUGGUUAUGUAAUAAUUUUUUUUGUCCAAUCAAUAGUCAACGUUUAAUUGCUUCAACUGAUUUAGCUUUAUUUUGGACACAUUAUAAUAGAUGUUUAAAACAAAUGGAUACUAUAAAUUCAUGGUAAUAAUAAUGAAUAAUGGUAUGAGAUAAAUGGAAAUCAUUGGUUAUUCUCUUUCUGUACCUCCCCACCGCCACCACCACCACCAUUUUCUCUCCCUCCCUCUCUUUCUAUGUGUUUGUAUGUAUAUGUAUGCUAAUAUUUACUUUAUAACUUCUUUUGUUCAAUUUAUCUUUUAUUGAUAUAUGUGUAUAUUAUAAUCUAUGUCAAUGAUCUAAUGAUUAACAUACAAACUGAUCAUGAAGUGAUCUGUCUUUUGACUGAAUGUUAGAUUUGGCCCUUAAGCUCUGCUAGUAAUCGUGGAAUACGAUGAUGAUGAUGACGAUGACAACGACAAUUCUAUAUGCGGAUUGUUCGAAAUAAUUACAGUGAUUCUCGUCCAGUUACUGGGUGACUUUGGUUCUUCUUUUUUUUUUCUCAACCCAUCAUCACUGUUCUUAAUCGUUAGAAGUGUCAUGUUUUAAGUCCACUUCUUGUAGAGUUAUAUUUGAACAUUGUUUAAUUUUACUAAGAAUUCUGGUUCUGAUAUCGGCACCUUUAGGUGACUGCAAGUUGUAUACCAAAAAAAGACAUUUAAACUGA